AAUUAAUAUAUUUAUAUUAAUAGACUAUGGACUAUGAGUACAAAAACGCAGAGUUAAUCAUGUUUUAUUAAGAAAACAAAUCAUCCAUAGUAAAUUUUGCAAGUGUGUAAGACGUAAUUAAUUAUCUCAUUAACAUUGAACUACUAAUCUUCCAAGUUUUUGAUAAUAUUAGAAAACUAUUCUAGCAUUUUAAAUCACCUAGGUGAUUAGAUAAGACUACAUCUGACCAACGUGUUGUACAUUUAUUUUUGCACAAUUAUUAAAUCGCCGAAAUGGGAGACGUCGAUGGAAAUACUGUUUUAGCACAAUCACUUAAAAAACAAGGAAUUAAUUAUGUUUUUGGAAUCAUCGGAUAUCCAGUUAUUGAACUAAGUAUGGCACUACAAAUGGCAGAAAUUCAUUAUGUGGGUAUGAGAAAUGAACAAGCAGCUUGUUAUGCUGCCCAAGCUAUAGGUUACUUAACUGGGAACCCAGGAGCAGUUUUAGUAGUUUCAGGACCGGGAUUGCUGCAUACUUUUGGAGGAUUGGCAAAUGCUCAAAUAAAUUGCUGGCCGGUUCUGGUACUAGGUGGAUCUGCACCUCAGGAUCAUGAAGGAAUCGGUGGUUUCCAGGAAUGUAAUCAGGUAGAAUUAGCAAGACCAUAUUGCAAAUAUUCAGCGCGUCCACCAAGUAUACCUUUAAUACCUCUCCAUGUAGAAAAAGCUGUCAGAUUAUGUAAAACAGGACGACCCGGUGCAGCUUACCUUGAUUUUCCAGCUAACAUCUUAUCAGGUAAAGUAUCUGAAACACAAGUACCAGAUCAAUAUGGACCUAUGGAAAUCCCUCAGAUAUUCCCUGAUCCGGCACAAAUUGAAAAAGCGAUAUCUGUUCUAACUCAAGCAAAGAAUCCCUUGGUAAUCGUUGGGAAAGGUGCCGCUUAUUCUAGAGCCGAAAAAGAAGUGAGAGAUUUAGUCGAAUUAGCAAAUGUUCCAUUUUUAGCAACUCCGAUGGGAAAAGGUGUCGUACCUGAUACAUCACCAAAAUUUGUAGGAUCAGCCAGAUCAACUGCUUUACAACAAGCUGAUGUUAUACUUUUACUAGGAGCUAGAUUAAAUUGGAUUUUACAUUUCGGCAGACCCCCAAGGUUUUCACCUAAAGUCAAAAUAAUUCAGAUAGACUUAAAUGCUGAAGAAUUGCACAACAGUGUACAAGCUGAAGUAGCCAUACAGAGUGAUAUAAAAAAUGCGUUAACUACCUUAAACGAAGAAUUAAAAAGAAGGGGAUUCAAAUAUAACAAUAACAGUGAUUGGUGGAAUUUACUGAGAAAAAAGUGCCAAGACAAUCAAAGAUCCGUAAAGGCUAUGUGUGCAGAUGAAUCCGUACCGUUGAAUUAUUAUACAGUAUUUCACAAUUUAUUCAUCAAUUUACCAGAUGACUGCAUUAUUGUAAGUGAAGGAGCCAACACGAUGGAUAUAGGAAGGACUAUGUUAUUAAAUAACAAACCUAGACACCGUUUAGAUGCAGGAACGUUUGGCACAAUGGGAGUAGGUCCUGGGUUUGCUAUAGCUGCAGCAUUUUAUUGUAGACACAACCAUCCGAAUAAGAGAGUUGUAUGCGUAGAAGGAGACUCAGCUUUUGGUUUUUCGGGUAUGGAAAUUGAAACCAUGGUUAGAUAUAAACUACCAAUAAUAAUCGUUAUUGUCAACAAUUCCGGUAUCUAUUCCGGAAUGGAAUCUAGUGUAUUGAAUGAAAUUAGAAGUAGUGUAGGCAUCGAAGAUAUUGCCAAAGUUUCACCACCUGGUUGUCUUACAAGUGUGACUCGAUAUGAUAACAUGAUGAACUUAUUUGGAAGAACCGGAUUUUUUGUCAAUACAGUACCAGAACUCCAUGCUGCUGUCAAAGAAGCUUUUAAAAUCGUUGAUGGACCUACAAUAAUAAAUGUUAUUAUCGAUACAACAGCUGAUAGAAGACCCCAAGCAUUUCAUUGGCUUACUGAAUCAAAAUUGUAAAAAUUUCAUGGGUGUUAAUAUAUAUAAAUGAAUUAUUA
Messenger RNA from Diorhabda carinulata, 2026 nucleotides. RefSeq names its product 2-hydroxyacyl-CoA lyase 1. Gene Ontology annotation, biological process: fatty acid alpha-oxidation. Gene Ontology annotation, cellular component: peroxisome. The record is from RefSeq and is a predicted model, not a curated record. The transcript has 9 exons. Bases 273 to 1988 code for a protein of 571 amino acids. Gene Ontology annotation, molecular function: thiamine pyrophosphate binding; catalytic activity; magnesium ion binding. Lineage: Eukaryota; Metazoa; Arthropoda; Insecta; Coleoptera; Chrysomelidae.